GGCCGGGCGGGGGCGGGGCUCGGGCAGGCCCCGCCCUGCCGGGGGGGGCGCAGCGCCCCCGCGAGCGGCUCAUGCCGAGGGCACGGAGGGGCGAGGGGCGGCAGGAUGGAGGAGGCGGGCGGGUGCCGGGGGGCCUUCGUGGGCCCCCCGCCGUGGGAGCGGCCCGCGGGGGAGCUGGAGUACGUGGACCUGGAUGAAUUCCUGCGGGAGCACGGGCUGCCCCCCAGCCCCGACCCCCCCCCCGCCCACGCGAGACCGGCCGCCCCCGGCCCCCCCCGGGGCCCCCCCACUCCCCCGGCGCCGGGGGAGCCGCUGCUGGAGGCUGAGGCGCUGGGGGGGGCCGGGGGGGGCCCCUUCGACCCCCGGCGGCUCCGCUUCUCCCAGGACGAGCUGCGACCCCAGCCCAUCGCCAGGAAGGCCCGGAAGGUCCACGUGCCCGAGGAGCAGAAGGAUGAGAAGUACUGGAGCCGGCGCAGCAAGAACAACGCGGCGGCGAAGCGCUCGCGGGACGCGCGGCGGCUGAAGGAGAACCAGAUCUCGGUGCGCGCCGCCUUCCUCGAGCGGGAGAACGCGGCGCUGCGGCAGGAGGUGGCGGCCGCCCGCCGGGAGCUCGCCCGCUUCCGCGCGCUGCUGGCGCGCUACGAGGCCCGCCACGGCGCCCUGUAGGGCCCCGGCACCCCGAGGGGGCCCCGGCACCCCGAGGGGAUCCUGGCACCCCGGGGGGACCCCCGGCACGGCGCCCCGAGGGGGCCCCGGCACCCCAAAGGGAUCCUCAGCACGGUGCCCUGUAGGGCCCCGGCACCCCAAGGGGGUCCCGGCACCCCAAAGGGAUCCCCAGCACCCCGAGGGGAUCCUGGCACCCCGAGGGGACCCCCGGCACAGUGCCCUGUAGGGCCCCGGCACCCCGAGGGGGCCCCGGCACCCCAAAGGGAUCCCUGGCUCCCCGAGGGGAUCCUGGUACCCCAAAAGGAUCCCCAGCACCCCGAGCGGGCCCCGGCACAGCACCCCGAGAGGACCCCGGCACUCUGAGGGGAUCCCCAGCACCCCGAGGGGAUCCCCAGCACGGCACCUUGUAGGGCCCCGACACCCCGAGGGGACCCCUGGCAUGGCAUGGAGCUCUGUAGGGACCCCAGCACCCUGAGGGGAUCCUGGCACCCCGAGGGGACCCCCGGCACGGUGCCCUGAGGGGACCCCCAGCACCCCGAGGGGACCCCGGCACCCCGAGGGGAUCCCCAGCACCCCGAGGGGAUCCCCAGCAUGGCACCUUGUAGGGCCCUGGCACCCUGAGGGGACCCCCGGCACCCCGAGGGGACCCCCGGCGUGGCAGAGCCCGGCACGGUGCCCUGCAGGGACCCACAGCGCGGCACGGUCUGGCGCGGGGCUCCAUGGGGACCCCGGCGCGGCACCGACCCCCCACCCCCCCCCCCGGCGGCCAGAGCCGGGAUCCGGAUCUGGGCCUGGAAAUGGGGCUGGGGUCUGGCACCGGGAUCCGGCACCGGGAUCCAGUGCUGAGAUGUGGCACCAAGACACAGCACCAGGAUCUGGACGUGGGAUCCAGCCCUGGGAUCCAGCACCGGGAUCCAGCCGUGGGAUCCGGCACCGGGAUCCAGCCGUGGGAUCCGGCACCGGGAUCCAGCCAUGGGAUCCGGCACCGGGAUCCAGCCGUGGGAUCCGGCACCGGGAU
This is a messenger RNA of Phalacrocorax carbo (great cormorant), 1684 nucleotides long. Lineage: Eukaryota; Metazoa; Chordata; Aves; Suliformes; Phalacrocoracidae. The record is from RefSeq and is a predicted model, not a curated record.